UUAGAAGGUCUGUACUUUCAGAAGAGAUGGCUUCCCAGGUCAGACUGAGGCUGCUGCCGAGUGCCAGAUGUUUGUUUGACGAGCCCGUUCAGGUGAAGGUGACUGGGCUGAGGUCGAGACAGGUGGUCACCAUGAAGGCCAGAUCGACUGAUGAGAAGGGUGUGGAGUUCAGCUCCUCGGCCACCUACAGGGCUGAUGGGAGCGGGGAGGUGGAUCUGGAGAGAGACCCCUCACUCAGCGGGAUGUACAUUGGAGUUGAACCCAUGGGUCUGCUGUGGUCCAUGAAGGCAAACAUCCAGCACAAAUGCUUUUUCAAGAACAAAGUGAUAAACCCUCAUGUGGUGAAGUUUUCUGUGCAUGAAGUGGAGGGGGGCGGUAGGAUGCUGGCAGAGGAAACUAAUGAGAGGUUACUAAUUGGAGACGGGGUCAGCCGGGUCCCUGUCAAAGAGGGGAACUUUGAAGGAGUCCUGUUUACUCCUCCAGGUGAAGGUCCGUUCCCUGCUGUGUUGGAUCUGUGCACCUUUAUGUCUGAGAAGAGAGCCUGUCUGUUGGCCAACAGAGGGUUUGUGGUCCUGGAUAUGCCGUUGUACAAGGACAAGCCCAACAAGGUCAAAGAGAUGCAUCUGGACGAUUUUAAAGAAGCAGUUGAUUUCUUACAACAACAACCUAAGGUGGUAAAUAAAGGAGUUGGUGUAAUAUCAAGAUCAAAAGCUGGAGACAUUGCACUUUCACUUGCAUCUUUUGUGCCAGGUAUUGAGGCAGUGGUUUGGAUAAAUGGCUGCUGUGCUAAUGUGGCCACUCCUCUCUUCUAUAACAAGCGCAAAAUCCUCUCACCGCUGCUGUUUGACUUGAAGAGGGUGAUUCCCACUGAGUCUGGGGCCAGCAUAGUCAAGUACUGUAUGAAUGAUCCUCUAGCAGAGGAGAACCGGGCCACCCUAGUCCCCAUCGAAAAGGCCAAGGCACAUUUCCUCUUUGUGGCCUCAGAGGACGACCUCAACUGGGACAGCAAAGCUUACAUGGACGAGAUGGUGGAGAGACUGAAGCGUCAUCGAAAAGAGAACUUUGAAAGUGUGUGUUACCCUGGAGCGGGACAUUACAUAGAGCCACCUUAUGGACCCUACUGCCCCUCCAGUCUCCAUGGCAUCAUAGGCAAGCCUGUGAUGUGGGGCGGUGAGCCCAGAUCCCACGCAGCAGCUGAAGUCCACAUAUGGAAGAGGAUCCAGGAGUUCUUCAGAUCUCAUCUGCGCUGUGAAGCUACACAAAACUAA
Scomber japonicus (chub mackerel) is the source of this 1268-nucleotide messenger RNA. RefSeq names its product acyl-coenzyme A thioesterase 1-like. The transcript has 3 exons. Gene Ontology annotation, molecular function: fatty acyl-CoA hydrolase activity. The record is from RefSeq and is a predicted model, not a curated record. The coding region runs from base 27 to 1268 and encodes 413 amino acids. Lineage: Eukaryota; Metazoa; Chordata; Actinopteri; Scombriformes; Scombridae. Gene Ontology annotation, biological process: acyl-CoA metabolic process; fatty acid metabolic process.